UCGUCUUCAUCGUACUCAACUCGAAAUUACUAUUUAAUUUUUACAUUUCUGUACAAUUUCAUAUUUUAAAAUUUGUUAUACCAAUUUAAUUAUUAGUUAUGAAGCUUUUGGUGGUUUUAUUAACAUUUUAUUCGUCAUACUUAAAUUAUGCUGAAGCGCAGUUGAUGUCUUUGGAUAAUCUAAAUCCAGUUUUUAAAUCGCUAGUCGACAUGUUUAUGUCACAACGAAACUUGUCAGACACACUUACCUGCGAACCUUUGUUAAAAUAUAGGGCUACACUAGUGCAACAAUUAACAGAAAUAAUAAAUAUGCAUAAUAUCAAUUAUCACUUACCAAUGGGUGAAGCAGGAGAAGAUGUUCUUUUAUAUGUUUACGAUUUGUCUGGAGGAAUGGCCAGUAUUUUGGGACCACAAUUACUACAAAAAAAUUUAGAAGGAAUUUGGCAUAGUGCUAUAGUUGUGUUUGGAAAAGAACAUUUCUUUGGCUCAAGUGGAAUCUCUAUAUGUCAACCAGGUACAACGGCCUUGGGUAAACCUUUACGUGUGCAUAAUUUGGGGAAAACUUGUUUACCCGAAGACGUGUUUUUUGAGUACCUUCGUGAACUUGAACAAAACCAAUUCGCUCAACAUAAAUACAAUUUGCUGAAGAAUAAUUGUAAUAAUUUUACUAACGAGCUUAGUCAAUUUUUGUGUGGAACUUCAAUACCGGAUUACAUAUUAAAUUUACCAAACGAAGUUCUCAAUACUCCUAUUGGUCAACAGCUAGCGCCAGUGUUGGAAUUAUUUUCAAAUAGUAUAGGAGUACACCCUGGUGUCAGAAGGUCUGGAUCCGAUUUUGAAUCUCUCAAUAACGACAUUGACUCUGCAAGAAAACAGUCAGCACUUUUAGAAGAAAAACGUGUCAAGUUACAGGAAAAAUUAGAAAGACGAGAAAAGAGAAAGAAAAAAAAGAAAAAAGAUAAAAAUCCAAGCGAACAAGCGUCUGUAGAAUCUGGUCCUAGUUCUAGUAGGCAGGAAUUUCGAAGAAGGAUGUCAGAAAACUGUAUAAAUGGAACAAACGGCGUUCAAGCGGCGGUCGAUAAUCGCGAUGCAGAUGAUUUAGAGAGGAAAGAACAAGAUUUAAAAAGAAAAGCACGCGAUCCACCAAUUGUUUUUCCCGAAGCUGUUAACGUUCACGGAGAGUUAGAACGAUUGGUCAGUUUGAUCGAUGGUCGUAUUCCAUCUGAUGACAUGCAAUUCGUGGCUGAACUUGAUCAAUAUAUGUUAGAAAAUGAAGGCUCCUGGGCUUUAGGCGAAGGAUUUUUAUCUUUUGUCGGUCGACUUUUGAAUGAUGAAAAGUUAGUUUCAGAGGUCCGUGAGACCAUACUGAACAUUUUAGCAGCUGCUGCUCUUAAAGACGAUGUGAUUUUGGUAUUACACCAAGAUAGAAGAGAACACAUUUUGAUGAAUUACGCCAAUGGUUUUGACAAACUUCCAUUGUUAGAGCAAUUAUCUCUUUCAUUGUUUAUGUGCAAUUUGUUUGAAAAUAGCAGUACGUCUGAGUGGCUUUUAUACAUUUCAGAGUGGCAAUUAGGUUCAACUAUGGUGAGCAACAUAAGAGUGACCACUAAAGUAGCAGUUAACUCAUUGUUGUCUGAUGACAAAAUUUUGAAAGAUCGCGGUACAGCACUUGUGCAUAAUCUAGCAUGCAAGGAGAAAAUGUUUAAAAACCAAAACAUUCGGAGACUGUUACCGGCAGGAUCAUUUUCAAAGGUUUUCGAUGAUGUUGUCGUGGAGCUCGCCAUGGCUGUGUUGCAGUAUUUCAACAGUAAACCAAAUGAAGAACACACUUUCAGAUGCAUGAAAUCAUUGGCUAGAUUCUGUCAAAUAUCCAGACAAGAAGUACCUCAAUUCAUUCAAAUGAUUGGCCCCCCUCCGUCAUCUUUUAAAGGCAUGUCGGAUAGAAUUGACGAACAAAUAGCAGAAAUACAAAAUUAUUUACACUGAAAAAUGUAAACUUGUUUUAUGUAUCUUUGUGAUCGAUAUCUAAAGUUUUAAUCUUAAUACUCUAAAUUUUUAUAUGUUUGUUGAAUUAACUUAAUGAACUAACAUGCUAUCGAACCAUAAUAGCCUAUUUCAUUCUGACCUAAUACAUUUAUUUAAUAAAAAAAUGUUGCAUUUCUAUAAAACAUUUAAUAAUUUAUUGUUAAGUACUUUCAUUGUUUAGAUCAUAUUAUUUUAAUUGAUAUUUGUACUCAUAUAUUUUCCAUAGAAAAUGUUUAGAAUAAAAGUAUAAACAUUUAUUUUAUCAAUCAAUAGAUGUUAUAUUAAUAUAAUGCAGCUAUAUUUAUUGAUUAAUUAUAAUGCAUUGUAGUUAGGCAAAAGUGACCUUGUGUUAAGUAUUAUUUUGUAGACUAGGACCUUGUUGUCAUUAUUUACAAUAUUGUAAUCACAGUAAUAAAACGUACGAAAUUGUUAUCAAAAAAUUUAUUGGGUCGUGUUCGAAUAGAUAAUAGCAUUAUGCUAACUUUUACCCAAGUAUUAUUGUUAAGCAUUUGUACAUCAUAUUAAUCUUCUACAUAUGCAAUAACUGUUGUUAAAUAUUACACAAAUUAAUUUUACACAAAUAUCAAUAUUGAUGUUGAAAUAUUUGAAUAGAUUUAACACAUAUAUUAAAUAUUAUUUGUUUUCUAAA
Daktulosphaira vitifoliae (grape phylloxera) is the source of this 2673-nucleotide messenger RNA. RefSeq lists its product as uncharacterized. Gene Ontology annotation, molecular function: peptidase activity. Gene Ontology annotation, biological process: protein modification by small protein removal. The record is from RefSeq and is a predicted model, not a curated record. The transcript is spliced from 14 exons. Lineage: Eukaryota; Metazoa; Arthropoda; Insecta; Hemiptera; Phylloxeridae. The coding region runs from base 99 to 1985 and encodes 628 amino acids.